ACUGUAAAGUUUGGUGGUGAUAGUGUUUUUGUAUGGGGUUGUUUUACUUCAAGUGAUGUUGGUUUUUUGUGUAAAAUUGAUGGAGGACUGGAUGUGAAGCUUUAUCGUCAAAUAUUAAGUGAGGACUUUAUGGAGACUUUGCGGUACUAUGAUUUAAGUGUUUCAGACAUUAUCUUUCAACAGGAUAACGAUCUAAAAUACACUGCUUUACUUACCAAACAGUGGUUUGAGAACAAUAAUGUUGAAGUCUUGCCGUGA
Rhizophagus irregularis DAOM 181602=DAOM 197198 is the source of this 258-nucleotide messenger RNA. NCBI's taxonomy places the organism in Eukaryota, Fungi, Glomeromycota, Glomeromycetes, Glomerales, Glomeraceae. The record is from RefSeq and is a predicted model, not a curated record.